Oryzias latipes (Japanese medaka) is the source of this 2527-nucleotide messenger RNA. NCBI's taxonomy places the organism in Eukaryota, Metazoa, Chordata, Actinopteri, Beloniformes, Adrianichthyidae. The record is from RefSeq and is a predicted model, not a curated record.
CUGGAGGUUCUUUUGUGGAGGUUCUGUCAUGGUGGCCUGUCAGUUACUCUCCCCCUCCCCCACCUUCUCUGCCUUUGACGCGACCAGCUGUUCUCACUCACCUCAUCACUGCUGCAGCCUUCUUAAGGAGUCUGUGGAUCUUCAGCCGACGCCAGUUCGUUGUUCCUCCCAUGGAAUUAUCCACUCUGAUACUCACCUGGUCGCAGUCCUCUGGUCACUCGUGCUUCGCUCCUGGAUCUCCUCGUCAAGACGCCUCCAGCCAGCUGACGCUCCACCUUCUGGGAAGACGCCAACACUCAUCUUCAGCCAAAUUAAAAUCUACUUCAGACUUACCUCCUGUCCGAGUCUCCUUCCGGGUUCCAGCACUUGGGUCAUUCAGAAUCUGCGUCAUAUCAUGACAGAACGAACUGGCCCAACUUCUGACCCAGCUGACCCGGUGGGGCUCCGUCACGCCAUCGCCCUGCAAGGAAACCUCCUGAGUAGUCAAGCGGACGCUCUAACUCAAAUGUCCACAGCCCAGCAGGAUCUAUUUCGCCGUCUCAACAGCAUCUCUCAGAAACUGUUUGAAUUAACCAGUCAAUCCUCUUCCCCUGCAGCCGCUGCCCAAAUUCCUAGUUCCGGCAACAACCCCACUUCCUCUUCCGCCUUCGUCCCGGAAAAUGUCCGUCUACAGCCGGAACCUUUUUACGGCAACGUUGAGACCUGCGGAGGGUUCCUGCUUCAAUGCCAACUAAUCUUCCAACAGGCCCCCAGGUAUUAUCAGGCCGAUCACAGCCGCAUAUCUCUGAUUGUUAAUUCACUCCGCAGCAAGGCGCUUCAGUGGGCUCAGGCUUUCCUAGCCACCCAUCCCAUCACACACCUACCUUUCGACCGCUUCAUUGGGGAAUUCCGUCUAGUGUUUGACCAACCCAGAAAGCAGGAAGAAGCCACCCGGCGGUUACUGAGUCUCAAACAAGGUAACCGCCCGGUAAGUGACCAUCUAAUCGACUUCCGCAUUCUGGCGGUUGAAGCAGGUUGGCCGGAUCCCGCACUCAAAGGCAUCUAUUAUCAAUCGUUGAACGAUCGCAUUAAAAACCACCUAUGUUCACAGCCAGAAGCGGUCACCUUUGAAGACCUUGUCGCCGCCUCCUUGAGGUCCGAUGUCCGGUUACGUGAACGCCACGCCGAACAAAAGCACGCCCUAAGAUCUGAAGUCCUCACAUGGGGACACACAUCCCGCAUUGCCUGCCAUGGAGGGGUUUACCGUACCUCCCGACUACUCAAGCGUCGUUUCUUUUGGCCCACCAUGGAGCGCGAUGUCAAGGAGUAUAUUGCGGCCUGUACCACCUGUGCCCGCUCGAAAACCUCCAACCGGCCUCCCUCUGGACAUCUGCUACCCCUGUCCACGCCCAGCCGUCCCUGGUCCCACAUAGCGGUGGAUUUCGUCUCCGGACUACCACCGUCCCAAGGCCAUACGGUAAUCCUGACUAUUAUUGAUCGUUUUUCCAAAGCCGCUCAGUUUAUUCCCCUGCCUCAGCUGCCUUCAGCCUCUGAAACGGCCGACGUCCUCAUAAAUCAUGUUUUUCGUCAUCAUGGAAUUCCCAGCGACAUAGUGUCUGAUCGUGGACCUCAGUUUACGUCGCAAGUUUGGAGGGCUUUCUGUUCCGCCCUGGGAGCCACCGUGAGCCUCACAUCGGGCUACCACCCCCAAUCUAAUGGACAGGCAGAACGGGCGAACCAAGAACUGGAAGCGGCUCUCAGGUGUCUGGCAGCCCAGAAUCAAGCUGACUGGUCCAAGUACCUGGUGUGGGUGGAAUAUGCCCACAAUUCCCAUUCUUCCACCGCCACUGGCAUAUCUCCUUUUGAGGCAUCCUUGGGUUACUCACCCCCUUUGUUUCCUUCUCGGGAAUUGGAUCUGGCAGUGCCCUCGGUCCAGCUCCACCUCCAACGGUGUCGGAACAUCUGGCAGCAGACCAGGGCGGCUCUCCUUCGCACUAAGGAGAGCAACUGCCAGAUAGCCAACCGCCACAGGGGGGUGAGUCCCAGUUACCAGCCUGGCCAAAAGGUUUGGUUAUCUGCCCAAAACAUUCCUCUCCAAGCCUCAUCCCGUAAAUUGGCCCCCAAAUUCAUCGGGCCCUACACCAUUGACCGGGUCGUCAAUCCCGCUUGUGUCAGGCUGCGUCUCCCGGCAGCCCUUAAGGUGCAUCCCACGUUCCACGUUUCUCAGGUCAAGCCAGUCACUGAGAGUCCGCUUUGCCCGCCGUCCACUUCCCCGCCACCCGCCCGUACCAUCGACGGCGCCCCCGCCUUUACGGUCAGCAAGAUCCUGGAUGUUCGGCGCCGUGGGCGGGGUGUGCAGUUUCUGGUGGAUUGGGAGGGGUAUGGUCCGGAAGAACGUUCUUGGAUUUCCCGUUCCCUGAUUCUGGACCAUACCCUCAUUGACGACUUCUACCGGGCCCAUCCGGAUCGUCGUCUUGGACCGCCAGGUGGCGGUCGUUGAGGGGGGGGUACUGUCAUGGUGGCCUGUCAGUUACUCUCCCCCUCCCCC